AUGUUUGCAGUUAGAUUUGAUCCCAGUCAGUUAGUGGAGGAGUCUGUUGAAGAUGAGGCUCCAAAGAAGGUUAUUCCUUUGAAGAGAUCGAAAUCUGAUGAGGAGGACGAAUCAAGUGAAGAGGAAACAGAAUCAAGUGAGGACGAGGAAGAGAAAGAGAAAGAGGAGGUUGCUGAUGAGGAUAGUAUGGAUGUCGACGAUGAGUCUAGUGGAGAUGAUGAUGAGGAGGCAGAAGAAGGUGAAGUUGAUGCGGCCUCUGAUCAUCCUGAUAAACACAAUUCAGUUAUGUCCAGGUUCCAGCAGACUCUUGCUUUACAAGAUAAAAUGGACUCAGAGAGUUUGGUAAAUGAGAAUGAAGAGGUUAAUGAUGAAAAUAUAGUGGAAUCUCAUAAUCUGGAAAGAAUUCCUCAACCUGCAAAGGUGAAGGAAUCUGCAGUUGCACCUGCCGCUGUUUCUCAAUAUAAAUCAGCAGCGUGGUUAAACACCGAAACUAUUCAUUAUGAUAGCUCAAUGGUGAGAAAAUUCUCAGAUUUUGAGGACCAGAUAGAUCCAAAACUAUUGAAGAAUAUACAACAAAAUUUCUCUACUGAUACUUUCCCAAUCCAAUCCAUAUUAUUGGAAACUUUAUUACCUACUUUGAACUUCUCAUAUAAUAUUACCAAAAAGAAUUUUACUAGAAGAGUAGGUGACGUAUUGGUGAAUGCCUCUACUGGUUCAGGUAAGACGUUGGCAUACUCUAUACCGAUCUUACAAAUUUUAUCUAAACGUACUGUCAAUAAACUAAGAGCAUUGGUUAUUGUGCCUACAAAGCUAUUGAUUAACCAAGUUUACGAAACGUUUAACAAUCUGGCACAGGGGACCAGUCUGAUAGUAAGCAUCUCAAAGUUGGAAAACUCCUUGAAAGAAGAAAAUAAGAAACUGCUACAAAAUGAACCAGAUAUUUUAAUUACGACUCCUGGUAGAUUAGUUGAUCAUUUACAGAGUGGUGCGGUUAAUUUGAGAAACCUGAAAUUCUUAGUAUUAGAUGAAGCAGAUCGUCUAUUGAAUCAAUCAUUCCAAAAUUGGUGUAACGAGUUAUUGAAUAAAUUGAAAACUGAUAAACAGGACCACAUGCCAGGUAAUAUCGUUAAAAUGGUGUUCAGUGCUACUUUAACUACAAAUACAGAAAAACUUCAUGGAUUACAAUUUUACAACCCUAAACUGUUUGUCAUGGAUUCUGUCAAACUUUAUCAUUUACCAAGAAUGUUACAAGAAUACAACUUGCAUAUCCCAACUGCUAAAACUUCAUACAAACCUUUAUUCUUAUUACGUCUAUUAUCUGAGAUAAAUGGUUCAAAGAUGCUAGUGUUUGUGAAAUCAAAUGAAAGCUCGUUGAGACUAGCCUCACUUCUAUCCAUCAUGAUUGAGCACAAGCUAGGAUCGCAAUUUGACAUCAACUCAGUCAAUUCCAACAACACUAAAGCCGAGAACAGAAGAAUAGUCAACGAAUUUGCUUCAAAUAACAAUACAUCCAAGGUACAAGUGUUAAUCACCACCGAUGUGAUGUCGAGAGGUGUCGAUAUCAACGACAUCACAGAUGUAUUGAACUAUGACGUCCCAAUCUCUUCUCAACAGUAUAUCCAUCGUUGUGGUAGAACUGCCAGAGCUCAGUCGAAAGGUACCGCUUAUAACAUGCUGAUAGGUAAAGGUGAAAGAACUUUCUGGGCUACACAUAUAGACAAUGAUAUCAGUAGAGACAUCGAUGGAUGUCAACCACAAGUGUGGGGACAACAUGAUCAACAGAAUCAAAAAGAUGAAGGACAAGAGGAAGAAGCCCAGGUUCUGCCAUUAUUAACCGUCGAUCCAGAAACCGAAAGUAUUUACAAAGAAUGUCUAAACUCAUUAAAAGAAAAAGUGGAUACCAACAGAAAAUAG
This is a messenger RNA of Vanderwaltozyma polyspora DSM 70294, 1914 nucleotides long. It is a transcript of the gene DBP6, whose product is annotated as putative ATP-dependent RNA helicase DBP6. Gene Ontology annotation, molecular function: nucleic acid binding; ATP binding. NCBI's taxonomy places the organism in Eukaryota, Fungi, Ascomycota, Saccharomycetes, Saccharomycetales, Saccharomycetaceae. Bases 1 to 1914 code for a protein of 637 amino acids. The transcript has a single exon. The record is from RefSeq and is a predicted model, not a curated record. Gene Ontology annotation, cellular component: nucleus.